Molecule: messenger RNA, 378 nt
Organism: Cladocopium goreaui
Lineage: Eukaryota; Dinophyceae; Suessiales; Symbiodiniaceae
Source: the annotation of a GenBank genome assembly
AUGGCUGGAGCUGCCGAGUAUGUUUGGGGCAUGGUGAUCAUUGGAACCCAACGCCUCCAGAACUACUUGCAGCUGAGCGAGGGAGUGAUGACAUGCACGAUCGCUGACAAGGACUUCGAACAUGUGCCACCAAGGCAGGUGGAGAGAUUGGAGGCCCAGGAGGAUAUCUUCAUCCUUGGCAACGGGUAUCCAGCCGUGCGCUACUUGCUGGUGUGCCGCAGCGACAAUGGGCAGUCGGUCCUUUUCCGGGGACCGCAGUCGACGGCAGAUUGCAUCUACUGCAAGAAGAUGCCGCUGAAAACAGUGGUCAUUAAGCUGACCGCCCACUUGGAAACUCGCCCUGAAUGGGACCAGCCCUUGGCGUGCAUAGCUGUAUAG